This is a messenger RNA of Varroa destructor (honeybee mite), 4919 nucleotides long. It is a transcript of the gene mys, whose product is annotated as position-specific antigen beta subunit myospheroid. Gene Ontology annotation, biological process: integrin-mediated signaling pathway; cell-cell adhesion; cell adhesion mediated by integrin. Lineage: Eukaryota; Metazoa; Arthropoda; Arachnida; Mesostigmata; Varroidae. Gene Ontology annotation, molecular function: integrin binding. Gene Ontology annotation, cellular component: integrin complex; focal adhesion; cell surface. The record is from RefSeq and is a predicted model, not a curated record.
CCUCGCCAUGAAUUUGUUUGAGCGAUGUUAAUUUUAAUAUAUUUCUUCAAAUUUCAAAUAAACCGAUCCAGUUGUUCCUUCUUCAGCAAUAGAUAUAUAUACAUAUAUGUGUUUCCCGUUAUUUAUCCAUGUAAAGCAGACAUUAGCCGUUGAUAUCUUGGCUUCUGUAGGUACCGUUCAUGAAGCCAUCCUUCAUUUCACCGUAACUCGAGAUACGCAUAUAGCUACACUCCUCAGUGCGCCAUGCAGCGUCAACCCGCCGCUUACGUCACCAGGCCGCUAAAUUUAGCGGCGAUUCACUUCCAUAUCGAGAAGCUGCGCCCGUUUUGGUAGAGCAGCGACUCAUACCGGUCGCUCCACUGUGUUUCACGCGCUAGUACCGAGUGCUACCAGUACACUAAGCUCCGAAAAACGCAACGCAAGGAGACACUAUCGAGUAGAUAAAGCACCUGAUUUGCGUUAAUGGCCACAGUCUCGACAAGUUGACCGGUGUGCCACACUCACUGUUGGGUGCCUUCUACGGUGUCAUCGCCGUGAAGUAGGAAUUUGUGAGUCAACGACAACAAAGACUUUUCCGCUUCUGGUCUCUAUAAUCAAAUCGAAACAACUAACGAAAAAGUUGUUCCGAUACAACAAAACGAAUCCUUUUCACUCUGCCGUUCUGCUCCAUUGUUUAAUUUUCCGUUUCCCACCUCACGCGGAUUUGAACCUACUCGAACAGAGAGACCUGAUGUUCCAUUCUCACUACGAUCGGAUCGUGGUAGCAGUAGUAAUACUUCGUGGAAAUCACUCCUACAAUAGCGAGAGCCGUUUAGCGCAAUUGUGCAAACACGCUAUUUAUUGACGCUGUCCUACUGUGGGUUCACGAUUACGAGUAAGCUGGUCUUUUUGAUCGCCAUAGAAAAUCUUUCCACUUAUUCUGAUAGCACCGUGUGCUUGCCAUUUCUCCUUUUUCGUCAUUUAUUAGUGGUUGUGCGGUGAGCAAACAUUUGAAUCUUUUUUUGGAACUAUUUCGUCUUUUUGAAAACGUUGUUCAGACAACAAGCGAGAAAUUGCGGCAAGGGCCAAUAGUGGUGAUGACUAACUCACGCCUCUGGUCUACUGUCAUCUCAUCAACGCCGUGGGCUGUCUGCAACGGGCGUGCAGCCGUCCGACUGGGUAGGAAGUGACUGGGUCGCCUCUGAUGGUCUCUAACCUUACUCUGUAGAACAGACCUUUGUAUAGCCGCCUGCACCCACAAAAAAGAGCGAUUGUUGUGGUUUUGUGACUACAGCCGUAUGCUGGAGGCAGACGUCAGCGUGGGUGCCAUCAGCUGGUUGUAUUCAACUGAUGUGAGUUACUAUGGUACACUAGCGCCACCGAUUAGUCUGGUACUUGGUACUUUGUGGUGUGAUGUGUCUGACGGGUUCUUAUGCUUCUUGAGUAAACAGCCGGAUCAGAGUGUACCUAGUAUAGCAAAUAGGGAGACGGCACUGGAAACAGGCUUCGUACAAGAAAAAAAAAGUCCAUUGAAGAUGUCGAAUGGAGAAGUCUAAGGCAAGCACGAAGACAGAUCAUUACCGUCCUGCAUGAUCUUCUAUUUUAAAAAUGACGCCUCUACAAAUAAUAGCGCUCAUCGGCAUUCUAUUGCCGCUAACAGCUUACACCGACCCCCGGGUUGAUGAAGCCUACGUCCGGUGUCAUCAUCAGCAAACCUGUCGGGAUUGUUUAAACGCGGGUCCACUCUGUUCAUGGUGUUACAAAAAAGACUACAAAGGAGCACGUUGUGAUCUCCUCUUUAUCCACAACGAGCAAUGUCAGGACGAGCAUGACAACCAAAAACAGGAUGAGCGAACAAUCAUUGACGACUUCCCGCUCACUGAGCCACACGUUGCUGUCGGCUCGACAGAUAAAAUUAUUCAGCUCAAACCUCAAAAAAUUUUUGUUCGAUUAAGGCCAGGGGUCACCCAUCGUGUUGAGGUUCAGUAUCGUCAGGCUGAGGACUAUCCUGUCGAUCUUUACUAUCUUAUGGAUUUAUCAAAUUCGAUGAGCGAUGAUAAAGACAAACUUGCUUUGCUGGGAAACUCGCUUGGUUAUGAGAUGAACAAAAUUACUCGUAAUUUUCGACUUGGUUUCGGUUCCUUUGUCGACAAGGUUGUCAUGCCGUUUGUAAGUACUGUACCGGAGAAGCUACAAAGGCCUUGCCCUCAAUGCGUUGCACCCUACGGAUUCCGUAAUCACCUUCCCCUCACAACUGACACAAAUCGCUUCGUAACAGAGGUGCAAGCCGCAAAUGUUUCUGGAAACUUGGACGCACCUGAAGGCGGCUUUGACGCUAUCAUGCAGGCAGUCGUGUGCACCAACGAGAUUCAGUGGCGCGAAAAGGCCCGCCGAAUCUUGCUGUUUUCGACCGAUGCCGGCUUCCACUAUGCAGGUGACGGAAAACUGGGAGGAAUUGUGACUCCAAAUGAUGGUCAAUGCCAUCUUGAUUCAGCCUCGCGUGAGUAUACUCACAGUGCACUUCUCGAUUAUCCCUCACUAAGCCAGAUCAACUCCAAGAUUCAGGAGCACAAGGUGAAUAUCAUCUUCGCGGUCACUGAGGACCAGGAGUCGAUCUAUGCCAAACUGGCCAACAUGCUUGAGGGUUGCAGCCAUGGAAAACUCGCGAACGAUUCGUCGAAUGUGGUGGACCUCGUAAAAGAUCAAUACCAUAAGAUUAGUUCCCAUAUAGAGCUCACCUCCGAUGUCUCCGAGAAGGACGAGUAUCUGUCUGUGACAUUUGAAUCGAAAUGCUUGAACAAGGAACCCGAAGCCGUGCCUCAUGAAACAAACAAGUGUGCUGGUAUUAAGGUCGGUGAUCAGGUGCAAUUUGAUGCUCUUAUUUAUUUAAAGAAGUGCCCGAAGAAUCCGAAUGAAUGGAAACGAACGAUUCGUAUUUCUCCAGUGGGUAUCAACGAGCGACUAGAGAUUGACCUCCAAAUGAUCUGUCAGUGCGCCUGUGAGGCUCAGCAAGGAAAAGUGAAUGCGGAAGAAUGUAACUAUGUCGGCACGUAUGUAUGUGGCGUUUGCAAUUGCAAUGACAGCUACAGUGGAAAAAAUUGCGAAUGUAAAGACUCCGAACAUCCAAGGGUUGGAGACGAGACAUGCAGAGCUGCUAAUGAAACCAGGAUUUGCUCAGGCCGAGGUGAAUGCCAAUGUGGACAGUGCAUAUGCAACGAGAGAGAGUCAAAAACUGAACUGGUGACGGGCAAAUAUUGUCAGUGUGACAACUUCUCCUGCGAUCGUCAUAACGGUAAACUUUGUGGAGGUGAAGAUCGAGGCCAGUGUGUGUGUGGAGUAUGUCAAUGUCACCCUGGCUGGGACGGAGCUGACUGUAGUUGCGCUGCUUCAGACGAAGGCUGUUUGAAUUCAGCAGGGGAGGAAUGCAAUGGUCACGGUAAAUGUCAUUGUGGCAAAUGUAUCUGCGAGCCCGAAUACACUGGAGAUAAAUGCCAGGACUGCCCCACUUGUCCCGGAAAAUGCGACGAAUUUAAGGAUUGCGUUGAAUGCCAGGUCUUCCCUGAAAAUCCGGGUAAACGCUACGAGGGAAAAGAAUGCCAGGAUGUAUGCACAACCUUUAUAACCUUCAAGAGUCCUCAGUUAGAUUUCGACGAGAAUUUGGGCGACAAGUUGUGUGUCUUUCGGGACGCCCAAGAUUGCAAAAUUAGCUUUGUUUAUAGGGAAACAAGCGAUGGCGGCGUACGCGGUUAUAGGGUUCGUGCUAAAGAAAAAGAGUGUGCUGAACCUGUAAAUAUCCUCGCGAUUAUUUUAGGCGUGAUCCUUGGCAUUGUCCUCAUCGGUCUGGCGCUUCUACUUAUAUGGAAAUUGCUAACUACAAUUCAUGACCGCCGAGAGUUUGCCAAAUUUGAGAAGGAACGCACGCGCGCCAAAUGGGACACGGGAGAGAACCCCAUCUACAAAGGCGCAGUGACCACUUUCCGCAACCCAACCUAUGGGGGUGGCAAAUAAAUAAACGCAAAAUUCGAAAGAUUACAUUAAAGUCAAGAAACAGUAGACAGAGCGAAAUACACCAUUUUGAAUAAGUGCCCGUUGCGAACCAAUGGAAGAGAUUUUAGAGCCUUAAAAACAACUUAAAGAUACUCUAGGAGAUAAGAAUUGGUGGCAGCCGAUGGCCAGUUUAACAGUAUGACAACAGCGGUAGCAGAUCAUGCAAAGCGAUUUUGUGUAGGUCGACAACGAAAGCCAUACUCCAGUCGUUAGCCGACCGAUUGCCCAUGUACAGAGCACAUGGACCUUUUGUGCUCUUGUGCGCCAGGUUUUCAAGGCAAGACAUCAAAAAUAUAUUAAAGAGUACAAAAAGGAAAUACUGCGUUUAUUCGCGGAUGUAUCCAUCGAAGCUAAGUUAUAUCGAAAGAAAAAAACAGGUCCUAAGUAAUUUUCGGUAAUAGAACAGUGGCGUACCCCUUGAUAAUGUCAUGACAAUUGCCGACGAUGAAAACACCUGUAUUUUUGAUUACACUACAUCAUACUUUUUUUCUAGCGCCAACUGAUAAGUUAAUCGAAACAGACUUAAGAAAGAGAAAGUAUAGGAGUUAGAGCAAAAGCAUUCGACACGCCACCGGCAAAAACACUCUCUCCAGCAGUUGUCUGUGGAAAAUUAUUUAUUUGGGUGCCACAGGCGAACGCCACUAGAUUAUGUAUGAAAACUAUGUUGUCAGUGUUACUGUAGAUAUAUUCACUGGUAUAGGCUAAAUAUUAUUAACCUUACAUAAGUGUUAAUAAUAACAACUGCAGUGAGAGUAAGUAUCUUAAUAUUUAUGGAAAGAGUCAAAAUUGUCGUGGCGUGAUUGACAAAAGAGUAGGUCUCUUCAAAAAUUCACUUACGACAUUCUGUAUCCUGAUUAACGUGCUUCCCUUUUGGUCUGCGUGAAUGUUAAGUA